AUGGCCAGUCCAGCGAAGAAGCGUAAAAGGGAUGACCUCGAAUCCUCCGCUCAGCGCAACCGGAGCAUAGCCUCAUUCUUUCAAGGUCAAGCCAGCAAGCAGGCGGAGAAGACCCAGCAAGCAUUGCAGACUCCAGCUGAAACUGAAACCCCAGAUGAACAGACUCUAUCUGACGAGGCUCUUGCUCGCAAGCUUCAGGCUGAGUGGGACCAAGAGAUUGCCGCUCCAACAUCGCAGGUCGAUACUCCCACUAGCGAGCCUACGCCGGCGCCUCUAGACUCGGAGGUUACCGACCUGAAACCAAUCACUGGACAAAGUAAAGGCAUACUAUCUCUUCAGUCAUCGACGGGAACAGAAGAUACAGUUUCUCUGGCUGUACCAUUCGACCAGAGCCCCAUCACAUUUGACGCGGCCAAAUAUGCGCAGGAGCUGAAGGGGCACUGGGCCGCGCAGGGAGGCGACGCUACAUACGCGCUUCUUACCAGAGCUUUCGUUCUUGCGAACGCAACAACCAGCCGUAUCAAGAUCGUGGAUACUCUAGUCAACUUCCUUCGGGCCUUAAUCGAGGGCGACCCUUCGAGCGUUCUUGCCGCAGUCUGGCUUGCGACGAAUUCAAUCUCACCACCGUACGAUGAGAUAGAGCUAGGCCUAGGCGGGUCCUCGAUCUCUAAGGCUUUGAAGAAGGUUUAUGGUCUUAACAGCCAGGGUCUCAAGUCGCUUUACGACAAGCACGGCGACGCAGGCGACGUGGCCUUCGAGGCCAAGAAGAGGCAGAGCUUCACCUUGAUGAAGCCCAAGCCACUGAGGAUCAAGGGCGUGUACCAAGCUCUUAAGAAGAUUGCCCUGAGUAAAGGAAGUGGAAGCCAGGAGGCCAAGCAGAGGAUAGUCGAAAAGCUACUGCAGGACGCUCGUGGUGCAGAAGAGAGUCGAUACAUUGUCAGGACACUCGUCCAGAAUCUGCGCAUCGGGGCUGUCAAGACGACAAUGCUUAUUGCGCUGGCCCGAGCCUUUCUAUACUCCAAACCAGAGGGUGCUGAGUUUGCUGUCCAACCUCAACAAGAUAUGGCGCGUUUGAAGAAAGAAGAACUCGCCGAGGUCUACAGCAAUGCAGAGGAAAUUGUCAAGGCAUCCUAUGCUAGACAUCCGAACUAUGACGAUCUUGUACCAUGCCUCCUCGAAAGCGGCGUGACAGAGGAACUCCUUGUGCGCUGCGGACUACAACUACACAUUCCCCUCAGGCCGAUGCUAGGCAGCAUCACGCGCGAUCUAUCAGACAUGUUAACCAAGCUACAAGGGCGAGACUUUGCCUGCGAGUACAAAUACGACGGACAACGCGCCCAGGUUCAUUGCGACGAGGCGGGUAAGGUGUCCGUCUUCUCUCGCCAUCUGGAGAAUAUGACCGAGAAGUACCCGGAUCUCGUGUCUCUCGUGCCCCAGAUCCGGGGCGAAGGAGUGUCCAGCUUCAUCUUGGAGGGCGAGGUGGUUGCAGUCGAUCAGGACACGGGGGAUCUGCAAGCCUUCCAGAUCCUCACCAACCGCGCGAAAAAGAACGUCGACAUAGGAUCUAUCAAAGUGAAUGUGUGCUUGUUCGCUUUCGACUUGAUGUACCUGAACGGACAACCACUGCUGGAUCGCUCAUUCCGCGAGCGUAGAGAGCUCCUACGGAGUCUAUUUGUUGAAGUGCCCAAACGGUUCACCUGGGUCAAGAGUCUCGACGCCACAUCCGCCGAUUCCGAGGCCGUCCUCGACUUCUUCAAAAGCGCCACCGACAUCAAAUGCGAAGGCAUCAUGGUGAAGGUGCUCGACAACGUCCUCAAAUCGGACCUUGAGCCGAACGGUACCACCGCGCCGCCCAUUGACCCCGCCCCUGGCGAGAAACCCGACCCCAAAUCCUCUUCGACAUCCAAAGCGGGCGGAGGACGACGCAAAGCCCUGCUGUCGACCUACGAGCCCGACAAGCGCCUGGAAUCCUGGCUCAAGGUCAAGAAGGACUACAGCACCUCCUCGGAGACGCUGGACCUGAUCCCCGUCGCCGGCUGGCACGGCAACGGCCGCAAGGCGAAGUGGUGGUCGCCGAUCCUCCUCGCGGUCCGCAACCCGGAGACAGGCGGCCUCGAGGCCGUCACCAAGUGCAUGUCCGGCUUCACCGACAAGUUCUACCAGGCGAACAAGGACAGGUACGCCGAGGGGUCGCCGAACGUGAUCUCGCGGCCCAGCUACGUCGAGUACUACGGCGCGCCGGACGUCUGGUUCGAGCCGCAGGAAGUCUGGGAGAUGGCCUUCGCGGACAUCACCCUCAGCCCGACGUACCCGGCCGCCAUCGGCCUGGUGAGCGAGGAACGCGGCCUCAGUCUGCGGUUCCCGCGCUUCCUCAAGGUCCGCGAGGACAAGUCCAUCGACGAGGCGACCACCUCGGACUACUUGGCGUAUCUGUGGCGGAAGCAGUCUGAGAAGAGUAGGUUGGAGGGGGAGCCGCCCGCACCAGCGGACGAUGCUGAUGAGUAG
Aspergillus aculeatus ATCC 16872 is the source of this 2505-nucleotide messenger RNA. RefSeq names its product putative DNA ligase I. The coding region runs from base 1 to 2505 and encodes 834 amino acids. Gene Ontology annotation, molecular function: DNA ligase (ATP) activity; ATP binding; DNA binding. The transcript has a single exon. Lineage: Eukaryota; Fungi; Ascomycota; Eurotiomycetes; Eurotiales; Aspergillaceae. Gene Ontology annotation, cellular component: DNA ligase III-XRCC1 complex. Gene Ontology annotation, biological process: lagging strand elongation; DNA biosynthetic process; mitochondrial DNA repair. The record is from RefSeq and is a predicted model, not a curated record.